UCUCCGCGCCCACCGGCCGCAUCAGCGCCUCUGCGCAGCUGGCGCUCCCCCGCAGGAGCAGCUCGUCGAGGUGCCGGAGAUCGUCGUCCAGGAGGGAGGCUGAUCAAGCAGGUGCCCAGGUACGAGGUCGAGCAGGUGCGGAAGGAGAGAUCGCCGUGCCAAGGUAUGAAAUGGUCGAGAGCGUGGUGGAGGUGCCGCAGUCCGAGGUCGUCGAGAACCCGGUGGAGGUGCCCGAGAUCGAGUACUGCGAGGUCAUCAAGCAGGUGCCCAAGUACGAGAUCCGGUACGUGGACAAGACGGUGGUGAAGCACCAGGUAGAGUACAUCGAAAAGCUCGUCGAGG
This is a messenger RNA of Prorocentrum cordatum, 342 nucleotides long. The record is from the annotation of a GenBank genome assembly. NCBI's taxonomy places the organism in Eukaryota, Dinophyceae, Prorocentrales, Prorocentraceae.